Messenger RNA from Aplysia californica (California sea hare), 1431 nucleotides. Its product is annotated as cytochrome P450 2C42. The transcript has 9 exons. Bases 1 to 1431 code for a protein of 476 amino acids. The record is from RefSeq and is a predicted model, not a curated record. Gene Ontology annotation, molecular function: iron ion binding; heme binding; monooxygenase activity. Lineage: Eukaryota; Metazoa; Mollusca; Gastropoda; Aplysiida; Aplysiidae.
AUGCCUCACAAAUGUUGUGGUGACUCGACAGGUCAGAAAGGUCAGGUAAUCCAACAGUACAGGAUGACCAGUGUCCAGUCCCUGGCCGUCUGGCUGACCCCUUCCUAUGGCCUGGCUUUGCUGACCACUCUCCUCCUGGCCUGGCUACUUGUGUCCACUCUACUGACCGGUCGGGGCAAGAAUCUACCCCCUGGGCCCAGGGGCUGGCGCGCUAUCUACAGCAUUGUCAAACUGACCGAGUUCCUGUUCUCCAACAAAGACAUCAUCUUCGUCCCCUACGACACGAGGCAGCGCCGACUGAGGCGCAUCUUCCACAGCGUGAUGGGCGUGUACGGGGAGGGGGCGGAGCGGUUUGAGAGCCUGGUCCUGGGGGAGCUGGGGCUGAUGGUGGACGAGCUGAGGGGGUGUGCCGGACGUGACGUCAGGAUGGACGAGGUCCUGGGGAAGCCGCUAAAGAACAUUCUCUGCAUGUUGCUGCUCGGGGAGCGGCCACACACCACCGACCACGUGGAGAUCAUGGAGCGGUUUGACUUCCGCGCCAACAAAAUCUUCACGACCAAAGUCCAGCUGGCCUUGACCUUAUUCCCGUUCCUGUGGUGGGUUCCCAACAAGUACCGGACGUACCUGGACCAGGCGGGAGACAGCAGACGAGACGUCCAGAAACUCAUCACUGACCACCGGAGCUCCUACGUCCCCGGAAAGCACCGAGGCAUGUUGGACACCCUGUUUGAGGCACAGAGAAAACCUGGCAACGAGUGGCUGGAUGAUGAAACAGUCACCGUCUACGCCACCAUUCUCUUCUUUGGAUCUCACGUGACCACCCGGUCCACCCUCCUGGCAGCCUUCAUGUUCCUGCUCAACAACCCGGACGUGGUGAGGAAAGUCCAGGAGGAGAUAGACCGCGUCAUCGGGGACAGACUGCCACGUGUGUCCGACCGGUCGGACAUGAACUACACAGAGGCGGUGGUGCUGGAGACUCUGAGAACGUACUACCAGAUCCCGUUCAUCAGCUUGAGGAACGCCAGGGAAGACUUUGAGUACAAGGGGUACACCAUCCCCAAGAAGACUAUGAUCAUGACCAACAGUGAGUGUCUGGACUACAACCCUGACCAUUUCGAGGACCCCAUGAAGUUCAAACCCGAGAGACUUCUGGACAGUAAGGGAACCAUCUACCCCGCCGACCACCCAGUGAGAAAAGCGUUUAUGCCUUUUGGUCUGGGCGCCAGGAUCUGUCCGGGAGAGGUUUUUGCAAGGUCAAGGAUCUUCCUCUUCAUCGUGCACGUGCUGCAGAACUUUGACAUUUUCCCGCCGGACUCGGAGCCGAUAGUCAAGGAAGACCCCAGGGCCUACGACAAAACCCUUGAGGGAUUUGUCAGACAGACGCCACCGUACAAACUCAAGUUUCGUCCCAGAACUGCGAAAACGUGUUAG